Siniperca chuatsi (mandarin fish) is the source of this 7253-nucleotide messenger RNA. RefSeq names its product protein phosphatase 2, regulatory subunit B', beta (gene ppp2r5b). The coding region runs from base 1236 to 2813 and encodes 525 amino acids. The transcript has 13 exons. Gene Ontology annotation, biological process: signal transduction; protein dephosphorylation. NCBI's taxonomy places the organism in Eukaryota, Metazoa, Chordata, Actinopteri, Centrarchiformes, Sinipercidae. Gene Ontology annotation, cellular component: cytosol; nucleus; protein phosphatase type 2A complex. Gene Ontology annotation, molecular function: protein phosphatase activator activity. The record is from RefSeq and is a predicted model, not a curated record.
UGCUUCUUGAUGCAGCUCGCUGAGACGCUGUAGGACGACCGGAUAACGGGAUCCGAGAAGGGGGACAGGAGCAAAACGCGUCAGUCUGACAGACAUAGACGGGGUGCUAUUGUAUAACACGGGCCUUCAGUUUUUUUCACUCCAGGCUGCUGUUGCCAGGAGGAGCGGAACCUUUCUUUUAUUUUUCUAUUUUCUUCUUCUCUCACCUCGGAGGUAGAGACGGAGCGGAGCUCGGUGUUGCAGCAUCGGCCGCUGGCGGAGGACCUGCACAUGUCGGCGCGGUGAGGGACCGUUUGUUUCCCCGCCCUGAUACGGUUGGAGGACGGCAGGAGGAAGAGGUUGUGUGGAAGGGGUAUAAACCGCGACGAGAACAACAUUAUCCACCUCUGUAAGAGAAAAUCAAAAUAAGCAGGUGCGGCCGUUUUAACGGUCGAAAGAGGAUCCGUUAAAAACGAGCGAGAAGGACAACAGUGAUGCGGCAGCCGAGGUGGGCCCAGAUUGAUGAUUUUAUUAUAUCAUCCACCGCCAGGACCGAUCACUGAUUGUAUUGAUAAGGAGCAUCAUCGAGGAGAAUAAGCGAGGCCCUAUAAACUGACCCAGGAGGAGGUUAAUCGGUGCUUGACUGCAGUACUUUCUUAACAUAAGGAGCUGUGUGAUCAAUUAUAGAAAUAAAUAUCCAAAUUUAGGCCGAUGACUUAGUGUGUGUGUGACGCCAAUACAGCAGCAGAGAGGCGUGUGUGUGUGUGAGGAGACGCGCCUGUCUGAGCAUCAUCUGGUAGCUGCACGGGCUACUCCUCCACGGGGAUGAUACACAAGCGAUUUUUCAUCUGUGCGUGAAAAACAGAAGAUUCAGGGAUGCUGCUGAUGCUGAUGCUGCUGCCAUUUCCAGUCCGGCUCUGAUAGAGACAGCGAGGCGCACAGCACGGGACUGGACAUCCAGAAAAUAUCUCUCCUCACCUCUCCUCCGCCUCUGCACCUUCUCCCCCCUUUAUCUCUCACCCCUCUCCUCCUCCCUCCUCUUCCUCCUCCUCCUCCUCCUCCUCCUCCUCCACCACCACCUCCACGCCGGAGCGUCUAUUCAUUCUGAUCAGUUGAUAAUUUGUGAUUCAGAAAGCCACCCACUCCUCCAUCCUCUCCUCCAUUCACCCAUACAUCCUCUCAAGCACCUCUUUACGCACUCACACGCGCAAAGGCACGCACGCACCACCGCAUCACCCGCGCCAUCCACAGCCAUCAUGGAGACGACCAAGCUGCCUCCGUCCAGCCCGUCCUCGCCGACCACCAGCUUCUCGGUGCCGUCCGCGGAGAAGGUGGACGGCUUCCCGCGGAGGUCGAUGCGCAGAGCCCGGCAGAGGAGGUCCCACAGCUCGUCCCAGUUCCGCUACCAGAGCUCCCAGGUGGAGCUCACCCCACUGCCCCCGCUCAAAGAUGCCCCGGUGGCAGAGUUACAUGACCUGUUCUGUAAGAAGCUGCAGCAGUGCUGCGUGCUGUUUGAUUUCCUGGACUGCGUGGCUGACCUGAAGGGGAAGGAGAUCAAACGUGCGGCGCUCAACGAGCUGGUGGAGAGCGUGGCCACUAGCAGAGGAGUCCUCAUAGAGCCUCUGUACCCAGAGGCUAUAAAGAUGAUCUCUGUAAAUAUCUUCCGGACUCUCCCACCCAGCGAGAAUCCAGAGUUUGACCCUGAGGAAGAUGAGCCGACGCUCGAAGCCUCCUGGCCGCAUCUGCAGCUGGUGUACGAGUUCUUUCUGCGUUUCCUGGAGAGCCCGGACUUCCAGCCCUCCAUGGCCAAACGCUACGUUGACCAGAAGUUUGUCCUGCAGCUCCUGGAGCUGUUUGACAGCGAGGACCCCAGGGAGAGGGAGUAUCUAAAGACCAUCCUGCACCGUGUCUAUGGAAAACUACUGGGCCUCCGAGCCUACAUCCGCAAACAGAUCAACAACAUCUUCCUCAGGUUCAUAUAUGAAACUGAGCACUUCAACGGAGUCGCGGAGCUUCUGGAAAUCCUCGGCAGCAUCAUAAAUGGCUUCGCACUGCCCCUGAAGGCUGAACACAAGCAGUUCCUGGUUCGGGUUCUCAUCCCGCUACACACGGCAAAGUCCCUUUCCAUCUUCCACGCACAGCUGGCCUACUGUGUGGUGCAGUUUAUGGAGAAAGAUGCUACAGUGACUGAAUAUAUCAUCAGAGGGCUGCUCAAGUACUGGCCAAAAACCUGCACGCAGAAAGAGGUGAUGUUCCUGGGGGAGAUUGAGGAGAUCCUUGAUGUGAUCGAGCCGUCUCAGUUCAUCCGGGUGCAGGAGCCGCUCUUCAAACAGAUCGCAGCCUGUAUCUCCAGCCCUCACUUCCAGGUAGCGGAGCGGGCUCUUUACUUCUGGAACAACGAAUACAUCCUCAGUCUGAUAGAGGAGAACUGUCAAGUCAUCCUGCCGCUGGUAUUCGCCACCCUCUACAGAGUCUCCAAGGAGCACUGGAACCAGACCAUCGUGUCUCUGAUCUACAACGUGUUGAAGACCUUCAUGGAGAUGAACAGCAAGUUGUUUGAUGACCUCACUGCCUCCUACAAAGUGGAGAAACAGAAGGAGCUGAAGCGAGACAGGGAGCGUGCAGACCUCUGGCGAGGCCUGGAGGAGCACCAGGAGCGCCGGAUGCAGAUGCUCACUGAGGCCGCCAGGAACCAGCGCAACCUCCAGGAGCGAGGCGAGAGAGGGGACCCGCCGACCCCUUCGUCCCCGCAGACGGCUCACUCCGACCAGCCCGAGCCCAAGCCCAGCGGGGCCUCCUCUUCCUCCUCUGGAGCCGGGGAGAGCGCCACCUAGGUGCUGCUCCACAGAGAUUGGAUAACAGGGGGGGUUAGGGGGCAGAGAGAAGACAUGAGGUUGAUGGUGAAAGUGUUGGGAGAGCUCAGACAGAAAAGGUACAAAACAAAUCCACUGUUUCUCUUUUUAUCUUGUAUCAUCGAGGGAGUGGCUUUUUGUGAAAAAGCGCACAAAACUCAGUGAUCCGAGGUAAAGACCUUUUUUCUGACAGAAUUGUGUGAAACUGGUUCACUUUUUGCUGUACACACAUACAUUAUGUUGCAGAUCAGAAGAUGAAUAUUGUCCGAAAGUGCAGACUGUCAUUUUAAUUAACGGCUGGUUUAUUAAACUGCAGGUCAGUACCCAAAAUUGGUAGCUGGCCUGCUUCAAAUCAGCCUCAAAAUAAGAGAUGAAAUUUCUCUUUUGGUGCAACACUUACCAAGUUUAACAUGCGUGUAACUUGUCUUGAUAUUUAACCAACCGAGUCAGCGUCUGUACUGUGGCCUCGUAUUGAUCUUUUGGUCAGAGAUGCUUAUUUCAUGCGUGGAUAGCACAAUACAUUAAUAAACAAAAGAAGCAAUUUCACACAAAUGUCCCAAAACUAUUGCCGCACAGACCAGACACACAAGCCCUCACGUACACACAGAUGCAGGUACAUAUUUACUGUAAAUAUGAGAUGAAAGAGCUACAGAGAGAAAGUGUAUCCAGGUCAAACUAAUCUCACACACCAACAAUAGACACACACUCACAUACAUACAUACAGACUCACACACACACACACACACACACACACACACACACACACACACACACACACACACACACACACACACACACACACACACACACAGACAGCUGGUUCUGGCGCUAACUCCUCUCCCAUUUUGUCGGGUUCCACCAAAGGACGAGCCUAAAGUCCCUCAAGGUUAAAUAACCACUGAUGAAGAUGAUGAUAAUGAUAUAAAGUACAAUACUGUUCCUUCUUCUUACUUGUUACUCUACUACUACUACUCUACUCUAAGUACUACUGAUGAUGAUGAUGAUGAUGAUGAUGAUAAUGUUUUUAUAUAUAUACAUAUGUCUCUGGAUAUUUCUGUAGUGUAUUAUGGGAGAAACACUAGUGUAGCAGAUACCAUAAAGGGGAAGGCCGGCUUGAAUUCUGAAUUCACAUCACAUGUUAACUGUAUGAGGCCAUAAUGUGAGCGCUGAAAUUCAGCGGAAUUCCCCUUUAACAGACCUUAAAGAGGGGAGGAAUGAACUGGAUUGGCAGUGGCUGUUUUUCUUUUCUUUUGAAAUUUUGGAUGUUUGCGGUGCGGUGGGUGUAUUUUAAAGGGGUAUUUCUUAAAAUACAAAAACAUUCCAUGUUUAAAGACCAUUACUAUGUUAUUUUUGGUUUCUUUAAAGGUGCUCUGUGGAGAAACAAAGUUGUUUACAUUCAGUGUUACUCAUCAAAACGAAUUGUGUGUAUCCUUGAGGCUUGACAAAUGUGCUGAAUGCAUUUCCCUCCUCGUAAAACAUUUGCAAAGCCAAUUUUUAAAAUAUUUUAACUCUUGCAUUGUUUACAUCCAUGUUUACUUGCUAGCAGUCUUCUUCUUCCCUGCCUUUGUUGGCGUAUUGCUGCGUUUCUUUGCACAUUACAUCAGUGGAAUAUCAUGAAACUGGUGGCAUGAUGUGAAUCAUAUUGCAUGUGCAUCUUCAUGCGUGAUACAAACAUAAUGGGGACCCCUUCAUAAAAACAUUGCUUUAUAACGCUACUAGUGGUGAAAAACUCCACAGGGUACCUUUCAUUUUGACGUUGCGUGACACGAUGAUUUUUUGGUUUAAAGUUUUACAAAUUUACUAAUUUGCCUAGGUUACAUUUUACAAAGUUGAAGUUAAGAACCCCCCAACUUCGAACCAAAAAUGUAUCCAAGCAGACCAGUAAACCCCACCCAGCACAGAGGUUAUUGGUGGAUAAAUAUAGCGCACCACAACUGUUUCAGACGAAAAGAAAAACACAGUGAUCCAGUUGGAUUUCUGAACCCGGAGCGUCUGUUCCUUUAGGCUCAGCAGACGUGACGCUGCUAGAUGGCGACCAUGAUGAUGAUACGUUUUUUCAGUGUGAACCAACAAAAAUCUGUUUAUUCUUGUCUGAUCAUUAUGAUAGAGUGAUGGGAUAAAGAGAGGAGAAAAAAAACAGAAAAAAAUUAUUUUAGCAAUAUUUUCAUUCUUUCAGGAUAAUCUGUGUGUUUUUAGGGGGUUAAACAGGAAGUGGGUGUCGCACCAACGUUUACCUGCCACUCUUGUUUUUACUCCUGUUGCGUCCUUGAUAUUCACAUUGUCUUAAAGGUACUUUCUGUGUAAAUUUAUUUGAUGAAAAAUGAUUUUGCUUUGUAAUUAUGUUUUUUUUUUCUUGGUUUUUGUAUGAUCUUGUUCAUUUUGUGGAAAACUGAUACUGAUGCUAUUUAUUUUCUAUUUGAUCAGGAAAUGUAACCUUAUUUGAAGAUGAUGGUCAGGUUGUGUAUGUGUGCGUGCGUGCGUGCGUGCGUGCGUGUGUGUUGGUGUGUAUCCAGUGAGUGAAUCAUGAGCAGGAGAUGAGCGUAGACAGAGUGAUAGAGAACGAGAGAAAACAGUUCUCUCUUUGUUUCUUUUUCUCUCUCGCUCCUUCUCUCCUUCCUGAGGGACAGGGUUUGAAUCCGAAUGUAUCGUAAAAACAAAUCAAUUGAUUGUUUUUUUUUUACGCUUGAGACGCAGAGCUACCUGUCGGCUGCUUCGUAACCAAACAUUCAAAAACUCUUCAGACCAGCAGUUUUUCAAAACGCUCACUUCAAAUCAUGCCUGAGUCAACAAGGUUUUGAAAUCUAUUUGACUUUCAGCUCUCAGAUUGGCAUUUCAAGUUUUAUUGAGCUGUUAAUGAGUGAUUUAGCAUUUCAAGCAGCAUGAAUCUUACAACGAUGCAUUUAUGCCCCCUGCCCAAAUUUCCAGGUUUUUCUGAAUGCUUUAAGUUUGGUGGACCUGUUCUGAUGCUUUCAGGCUGCGGUCACACCUAAUUUGCCAUUGCUUCAUUGUUCCUUUCAAGCUAGAAAUUGGAACCUGAGUUAAGAUUAUUACACAUGUUCAAGUGGUUCCCACCCCUUGUGACCCCUCAGAACAAAUUAAUGUCUGCUUGUGACUCCUUGGCCUUUGUGUGGACGUGAGUUGCGAGCAGUUAAACCAAAGAAUGUUUUUCCUUCUUAAAUAGUUUGAAUUGUGGGGUUUUCAGAGGCAAAAAUACAAAAGAGCAAACAAUAUCAGAAAAAUAAAAUACUUUUGUUAAAAGAAUAGUAAAAGACCUUAACUUGUGACCUUUAUGAUUUCUCCCCCACGAUGGGAACCACUGGCAUAUGCCUUUCUUCACUAAGUACCACACUGCUGCAUAUUUUUUCCUUUCAGGAAGACUUUUUUUAGUUUUUCUCCUGUUUCUGCACACAACAGGAGCGUAGACGUAAAGUGCACAAAUUCGGAUUGGGUGUGCUCCAUGGCAGCCACAGAAAAUGCUCUGAUGGAUUAGGUGUAAUAGCGGCCUAAUACUAGUAAACACCUCAAGACCUGCAUCUGCAGACACUAUCUUGCUGGCACUCUGGGCAGGCGAGAAAAACAAAUGCUCCCAUUUGAUCAGAUUUCAAACGUUGUUUUGAUUCAGGCAAAAAAAACACUCAAAAAACACAACUGAAAAGAGACAAAACUUGACCUCGCUGUCGUAAAACUCAGCUUACUUUAUGAUUUUUGUUUUGGCUUGCUUACUCACAAACCCUCUUGAUUGUUAUUGUCAGUCGGCAGCUGACUCGGGGAGAACGGAACCCCAGCACCCACUUCUCAACUAUAUUGAUCAAUAGUCAUAUUCUUCUUUCUAGAAUUCUGUCGUACAUUCUAGAACUGCUCCAGAACAGGAAGCGAGAGAAGAGAGAGUAUUCGUAGAGAGCUCUGGUAUCGCCUCACAGACAGCCAUCAAACGCUGGUUUCAUUCACUGUCACAUUUCCUCUCUGUGGCCAUUUCCAUGUGGCGAAAUUUAAACAAAUGCUUUAAAUCAGAGGGGCGGUGUGAAUGGAUUGGAUGAAAGAAGCCAGUAAAGAUAAAAAAACAGAGGAGAAAGACAGAGGAAAGAAAAGACAUAGAGUUACGAUAGAAUGGCAAUAAGUCAGAGCAACAGUAACAGAACGAGAAUAUAAUGUUACCGAAACCUACAACCGCAUUACGUAGCAAUUUCACUGAAUUUCUAGAUUUGCACUGUCUGCCCAAUGGUCUGUGUUUGUUGUGUUGAAGAAAAACCUUAGAGAAGAUGAUUAAGACGAUGCAGAAGAAGAUGUAUAUUUUGGGGACCAACACAGCGAUGGGGGGGUUUGAAUGUAGAGAGGCUUACUACUGUACGUAACAUUACAGGGGGGUGUAGAAUGGAGAAAAAAAACUAUGUGCUAAAAAUGAAACUUCACUUUGAGAAAACA